CGGCUUCACAUGGGCUAACGUAGGUAAGGUGUGUAAGGUAUGUUCCCCCUGAAUGAAGGUAUCAUCACAUCACUUUCGGUCGAAUUCUCAAGAAAUGUUCGCGGGCGCGGUUCUACGUUCUGUCUCUCGGUCUGCCACGGCCGGAGGGACGCCACGGGCAGCCACACGGCCUAUUCUCAGGGGUUUGUCCACGGCCGCUCAGCCGGGCCAGCCCGAUGGCUCCCGGUAUGACGUCGACGUCCAAGUGCUCCCGGAUGGGCUUCAAAUCAAGGGCAUUCGAGGGAACUCCGUUAAGAGAGAGAAACUGCCACACUUUUGGUUGAGGGACAACUGUCGCUGCCAAAAAUGUGUGCAUCAGCAAACCUUGCAAAGGAACUUCAAUACUUUCGCGAUUAGUGAGGACAUCAAACCCGAUCAGGUCAAGACCGAACCCGAUGGAGUCCGCGUCAAGUGGGAUGGCGACGGCCAUGAGAGCUUUUACCCCUGGAAGUUCAUCAAGCACUAUCUGAGGCAUGAUCACCGGAGUCCUGAGGAUGUCGAAUUUCAUUAUUGGGGCUCCGACAUUGCCGUCAACCGUCCUGCCGUCAGUUAUAACGACCUGAUGGCCCCCGAGAACGAGUCCGGCAUUGCCAGGCUGACCAACCUGAUCCGCGAGUACGGUUUCGUUUUCGUCGAUGGAACGCCUUUCGGCACCCCCGAUGCCACAAAGCGUGUGCUCGAGAAGAUCGCCUUUAUCCGCGAAACCCACUACGGCGGCUUUUAUGACUUCAUCCCCGACCUCGCCAUGGCCGACACGGCGUACACCAACAUCGCGUUGCCCGCCCACACCGACACUACGUACUUCAGCGACCCGGCCGGCUUGCAGGCCUUCCACAUGCUCUCCCACGAGGCCCCGCCGGGCCAGUCUGCGUCUGCGUCUGCGUCGCCCGACGAGGAGCUGGGCGGCAAGUCGCUCCUGGUCGACGGGUUCCACGCCGCCAACAUCCUCCUCGAGGAGGACCCGGCCGCCUAUGCCAUCCUAUCCAGGGUCCGGCUCCCGUGGCACGCCAGCGGGAACGAGGGCAUCACGAUUUCGCCCGACAAGCGCUACCCGGUUCUGGAGCUGGAUGGGGCCACCGGGAAACUCGCCAGGGUGCGGUGGAAUAACGAUGACCGCGGCGUCGUCCCGUUCACAGACGACGUGUCUCCGACGCAGUGGUAUGCGGCGGCUCGGAAGUGGGACGGCAUCCUCCGGCGGCCGGACGUUGAGUAUUGGGUCCAGUUGAAGCCGGGCCAGGUUCUGAUCUUCGAUAACUGGAGAGUCAUGCACGGGCGGAGUGCAUUUGAAGGGAGGAGACGGAUGUGCGGUGCAUAUAUCAACCGGGAUGAUUUUAUCUCGCGAUGGCGGAACACCAACUUCCCCAGGGAGGCUAUUCUGAGCCAAGUUGUUGGCUAGGGCAGAAGCUGACAAGCUGACUCCGACUAUUUAUUCGCCUUUCGGAUCCCCCCCC
This is a messenger RNA of Sodiomyces alkalinus F11, 1490 nucleotides long. RefSeq names its product Trimethyllysine dioxygenase. Gene Ontology annotation, cellular component: mitochondrion. Gene Ontology annotation, biological process: carnitine biosynthetic process. Bases 95 to 1435 code for a protein of 446 amino acids. The record is from RefSeq and is a predicted model, not a curated record. Gene Ontology annotation, molecular function: iron ion binding; trimethyllysine dioxygenase activity. The transcript has 10 exons. NCBI's taxonomy places the organism in Eukaryota, Fungi, Ascomycota, Sordariomycetes, Glomerellales, Plectosphaerellaceae.